CCUUUAAAUGAGAUUCCCCUGCCCGGCACAGGGAAUAGUUUUGUGAUAAAUGUCAGGGGAAGGUUUCACAACCUUCUCAUUGGCUCACAAGUCAGAGACCCCGUCAUAUAAAGGGAGUGCGCUCGACGUAGGAGCCUUUUCCCGCUGGCAAGUGUUUGGGAUCACAACUCACCUGCCUUUUACGCACGGGCUGUUUGGAGAGGCAGCAGAGGAGCGCACGGCGGCGAUCUUCUUUUUUUUUUCUUUCUCGAGGGAAACGAGUUGUUCGGCCAACAGAAAAUCUGAGCUGAGGCAUCUGAGUGGGAAUGUGGCUACUGGAGAAGCUCCGCAGCUCUGUGGAGAGUGGGACUCAUUCCCGAACCCCGCAGACGGCAGAGGCCAUUCCAGUCUCUGUUUAUGCCAAUGUCCUCACCCCGGAAAAGAUCCCUGAUUUCUUCAUCCCACCUAAACUUAUCUGUUGUCCACCAGAAGAGACCCUUCCCACCGAACAUCAGCUCUGCUCCUCCCUGAGACCCUCCUCCUCCGAUCAUGCCAUCUGCAGCCAGAGCCCCAGAGCUCGGAGCAGCAAGAACCCCUGCAGCCCUCGCUGCUUUUCCCGCCUGGGGGGAGAUGCACGCAACCUUCAGAAGUCAGCCAACCGUCACAUCAUCCAAAUAGAGAGUGCUGACGAGCCAGGAGCCGGCUCUGGGGACAGCAUCAGUGCUGAACACAACACAAAUGCAGACCCCCAGUCACAGACUGCGAUGUCUCUGCCGUACGUCCCCAAGGCCCAGACCUCCUAUGGCUUCUCCACCCUGGUGGAGUCCCCUCACACCCGACGCAAGGAGAGCCUGUUCCACAGUGACCCCGGCAGCCCGCUCACCUCCCCGAACUCACAGAGGCGCUCCCAGGGGGGGGCCUUACUGGCCCCUGCUGACCCCAACCCCUACCGCUAUUUUAGUGGUGGAGAGAGUGACACCUGCUCCUCAGCAGAGUCGUCCCCUUUUACCUCCCCUCUCCUUUCCCGCUCUGCCUCUCUCUUACGCUCCAUCUCCAAGGAGACACAAGCUAAGGUGUCUCGUGCCAAGCGCUCCCUGGUGCGCCACAGUUCUCUCUCCACCGACGACUGCAGCUCAGCAGACAACAGCCCCAACAUGCAGCGUCGCCGCAGGCGCUGCCCUCCCUCUCCUGCCUUUCGCGGAUGUAGAAGCAGUGGCUCGAAGGGCGCUGCGUCGCACCUCCUGCAGCGCGAGCACACUGUCAACCUCCACAAGGGGGGGACUCUGAGACUGAGCACUCACUACGACCCAGAGGCGUCUCGGCUGAGGGUGCGUGUGCUCGCAGCCGAGGCCCUUUAUGACAUGCACACAGAUGUCAAAAGCAUCAACUGCUGCGUCGCACUCUACCUGAACCCUGGCAAGCAGCAGAAACAGAGGAGCACCAUCAUCAAGAACAGCAGAAAUCCAGUGUUUAACGAGGACUUUUUUUUUGACGCACUGCCCCAGGCUAAAGUAAAGAGCCUGGCCAUGAAGAUAAAGGUAGUGAACAAAGGAACGAGUCUGAAGAGAGAUGUGCUUCUGGGUGAAAGGGAGGUGCUGCUCAGUGAGCUGCUGGAAGCCCUCUAGGGAGCUCCUGACAAGACUUAGGUGAAAACAAGCAGCUCGGCACCUUGAGGGCCCUUUCCUCUCUGGCUACCUUGUCAUCCCUCUUCACAGGUCUGAUAAAAACUGGACAGGCAAAGGCACACUGACGACAAGGGAGUUCAAUCUUGCACACUGUGUUCUGUACAUCAAUUGACACAAAAAAGAGGGCUCUGUAGAAUUAAGUCAGGAGUCAGUCCAAGUCAAACAAACCACCAUUAUUUACAUGUUUACCUGUACAUUAGCAACGUGAACAAUGGAUCCAUGUUUGUGUAUUUCUCUUUAAGUAUUGACUUACAAAAGGUGUUGCCUUCUCUGGUGAGCAUUGUGAUAUUGGCUGUAAUGCAAUGAUGAUCCUGUAUCAGCUGGGGCUGUGUUUUUGUAAUAAUGCAGUGAAAUUGCAUGUGAGUGUUUGCACACUCCUGUGGAAAUUAAUAAAGCCUCCGUGGACUUGGCAGAAUUUAUAUCUGGGAAUUCAAUUUUAAUUGAUUGUGGAUGUGACUGCCGUUAUGUGAUAUGCUUUUGAACUCAUGAAUAAAAACACUAAACUCACA
This is a messenger RNA of Scophthalmus maximus (turbot), 2173 nucleotides long. RefSeq names its product C2 calcium-dependent domain-containing protein 4C-like. The transcript has 3 exons. NCBI's taxonomy places the organism in Eukaryota, Metazoa, Chordata, Actinopteri, Pleuronectiformes, Scophthalmidae. The record is from RefSeq and is a predicted model, not a curated record. Bases 306 to 1604 code for a protein of 432 amino acids.